CCCGUUUCUUACCUGUUCCUUGGUAAUUGGUGCUUACUACGAGUGCGACGGUCUGUCGUGCCCCUCCGAAUCUACUGUGUUCUAUGAGUCCAAAUCUUAUAGGUGUCAUCUUCGUUCAAAUUUGUCACGCCUUGGAUUUGGUUCAUAGCCAAUACAGUAGACCGGAGGUCACACUUUCCUUUGCAUUUCAUGUUUCACCUAUUGUCCUCGAUUUUUUUUAUUCGUCUACGUCUACUGCUGCCAUGCAUCAUCAUGCACAUCCAACCUUGCUCGACUCAUCGACGACUUGACAUGGAUAUUAUUUUUUCUGACCAUUCCUCAAGCAAACGCCAAGUGAUCCUCGGAGUACACAUACAUGCUAAUCAUAUCUCCGAGCCUUUAGGCUUUUUAUUUUCUCUCCAACCCAUAUUACCGAUACGGGCAAUUUUCGAGGUAUACCACAUACCUCGGAUGACCUCGGCUCAUCACGGAUCAGUUGUAUCCAUUAUCAUAAGAUCAAGAUGAGGAGCACAGAAGCUCAGGGAAGGGCCCCAAUGCAUGGGCGGCGCCUUGGCGCCUUUUAAAUUGACGCAUCCAGCCAAUUUCUCGGGUUCUUCUGAUUCGAGGUUUUUCGGGCGAUCUCCGUUCACAAAUAGCCUCGUAUUAUGUGAGAAGUGCAUCAAAUGAUGCGAUUGUUUCCUGCCUCGGAGGAACUUUCAUCUACGAGGACCUGUAAUUUCAACGAGAUAUGCAAGGACCUGUCAUAAUAAUCCGACUGCCUCGGCCGAGAUUAAGAGGGGGG
Molecule: messenger RNA, 781 nt
Organism: Suillus bovinus
Lineage: Eukaryota; Fungi; Basidiomycota; Agaricomycetes; Boletales; Suillaceae
Exons: 1
Coding region: 190-504 (104 amino acids)
Source: RefSeq, a predicted model, not a curated record